AUGGAGAGGUUUCUUGGACUUUUGUUGAUGCUAAUCGGAACUUUGUCCAUCAUUCAUAUAGUUCAAGCUCAGAGCCAACAAGAGUUCAUCAGUUUGGAUUGCGGGCAACCCGAGAAUGAACCGUCUCCUUAUAAAGAGACUGAGACUGGAUUAGAGUUCUAUUCGGACGCAAUAUUCGCCGUGAGUGGAGAAACUCAUAGUAUCCAAGCAAAUCGAGAGAGUGAGUUCCCAAAGCCAUACAGGUCGCUGAGAUAUUUUCCACACGGAUUACGGAACUGCUACAAUAUACCAGUCGAGAAGGGAAGAAAUCAUCUGAUCAGGGCUAAGUUCAUAUAUGGAAAUUAUGAUGGUUUUGACAUUAGCCCCAACUUUGAUCUGUAUCUUGGACCAAAUCUAUGGGCCACGGUAGACUUGUAUAGACAAGAGAAUGGUACAACGGAAGAGAUGUUACACAUCCCAACAUCAGACUUGUUGCAGAUUUGUCUUGUUAAGACGGGGCCAACUACUCCAAUAAUAUCCACCUUGGAAAUAAGGCCGAUGGGAAACGACACUUAUAUCACCAAGUCUGGUUCUCUGCGUCUUCAUACUCGACUAUAUCUAAGCGAAACAGAGAAAUUGUUAAGGUACCCGGAUGAUGUCUAUGAUCGCGAAUGGAACGCGUACUUUGAAAAGGAUAAUUGGACCGAGCUGAUAUCCACCACUCGCGCUGUAGAAAAUUCCAACGACUAUGAUCCACCAAAAGCCGCACUUGCAACUGCAGCCAUACCUACUAAUGCCAAGGAGCCAUUAAAACUUGAAUGGAGUAAUCCGGAAAAACCUGAUGACCAGUAUUACUUGUAUGGACACUUUGCUGAGAUCCAAGGCUUGGGAAGUAAUGAUACCAGGGAAUUCAACAUGGUAUUGAAUGGGAAAGUUUUAUCGUCAGACCCUGUGAUUCCUAAGAAGUUAAAGGUAACUACUGUCUUAAGCGUAUCUCCAAUGACAUGCGAUGGAGGGGAAUGCAGUUUGCAGCUGGUAAGAACCAACAGUUCAACGCUGCCACCUCUACUUAAUGCUUUUGAAGUCUACACAGUUAUUCAGUUUCCGCAGUCCCAAACGGAUGAAAGCGACGUGGUUGCUAUAGAAAAAAUUGAAUCCACCUAUGAAUUGGGAAGAAUCGAUUGGCAAGGUGAUCCAUGCGUCCCUCAGCAGUAUAUGUGGGACGGUUUAAACUGCAGCAACACGAAUAUCUCCACACCACCAAGAAUCACUUCUCUAAACUUGUCUUCAAGCGGCUUAACUGGAAGCAUAGCAGCUGCCAUUCAAAAUCUUACGCAACUAGAAAAGCUGGACUUGUCGAAUAAUAGAUUGACCGGAAAAGUGCCCGAGUUUCUAGGAAAGAUGAAAUCAUUGUUCUUCAUAAACAUAAGUGAGAAUGAUCUUGAAGGUUCAAUUCCUCAGUCUCUAGAAAGAGAAGGACUCGAACUACAUUAUCAAGGAAACCCAAUGCUUUCUUCCUCUGGUGUGAAUGUUCUAGAUGCAAUUGUUGCAUCAGCUGGUGUUGCAGCCAUCCUCGUUGUCGUGCUGGUUCUUUUUCUAGUUUUCAGGAAGAAAAAGCCGUCGAACGUUGGAGUUGUUCACCCGCCACCGAGUACGCCAACAGUGAAUGUUACAUCAGUCGAAAUGCAGAAGAGAAGGUUUACUUACUCAGAGGUUAUGAAAAUGACUAAUAAUUUUGAAAUAAUUAUCGGGGAAGGAGGAUUUGGCGUUGUCUGUCAGGGUACUAUAAAUGGUUCCCAACAGGUAGCUGUUAAAGUAGUGUCUCAAUCAUCAACCAAAGGCUAUAAAGAGUUCACGGCAGAGGUUGGUCUUCUUCUGAGAGUUCACCAUACGAAUUUGGUAAGCCUUGUCGGAUAUUGCGAUGAAGGAGACCACUUGGCCCUCGUCUACGAGUUUGUACCCAAUGGAAACUUAAGACAACAUCUAUCAGGAAAAGGAGGUAGAUCCGUCAUCAAUUGGGCUACUCGGCUAAAAAUAGCUGUAGAGGCAGCACUAGGUUUGGACCACUUACAUACUGGAUGCACACCACCAAUGGUUCAUGGAGAUGUCAAAACUACAAACAUAUUGUUGGACGCGCAUUAUAAGGCCAAACUCGCUGAUUUUGGGCUCUCGAGAUCAUGCCAAGUUGAAGGUAAAUCUCAUGUUUCGACGGUGGUUGCUGGUACUCCUGGUUACCUUGAUCCCGAGUAUCACCAUACAAGCCAUUUGGGUGAGAAAAGCGAUGUGUACAGUUUCGGGAUUGUGUUAUUGGAAAUGAUCACAAAUCAACCAGUGAUUGAUCGAAACCGCCAAAAUUCUCACAUAACUCCAUGGGUUGAGUCUGAACUUAAGGGAGGAGAUAUUACUAAGAUCAUGGAUCCAAAGCUUAACGGGGACUAUGAUUCUCACUCUGCCUCGAGAGCUCUUGAGCUGGCAAUGUCUUGCGCCCAUCCAACUUCAGCAAAUCGACCAACCAUGUCUCAUGUUGUCAUCGAACUAAAAGAGUGUCUGGUGCCUAAAAAUUCGGGGGAAAAUAUGAGUCAAGGCACGGAUUCACUGAAGGCCUAUUCGUUUGUCCAUUCAGAUGGACCAUUGAGUUCCUUUAAUAUCACAGAUUCACAAGUCUAA
Arabis nemorensis is the source of this 2646-nucleotide messenger RNA. NCBI's taxonomy places the organism in Eukaryota, Viridiplantae, Streptophyta, Magnoliopsida, Brassicales, Brassicaceae. The record is from the annotation of a GenBank genome assembly.